AUGGCACAAAAGGCAAAGAAAGACCGGGCGAAGGCCAACACCUCGACGCUCAACAACCUCCAUAUCGGAACCCUCUCAGUCCACGCGCUCUUCUUGGUCUUCAAUUUCCUUAUCAGACGACGGUCGCUCCUGACAUACGUGCUCCUCUCGAUCCCUUCGCUCGUGGCGGAAUAUAUCCUCGAGUCCACGGGCAGACCAAAGCGUGAUCCGUCCACGAAGGCAUUGAAGGGCCCAGGGGAGGAUCUUUCUGCGCCUGGGCUGACAGAAUAUCUGUUUGAUGUGAUAUGGGUCACUUGGGCGUCGCUGAUUGCGGUUAUGUUACUUGGCAACUGGGGAUGGAUGCUUUGGGCGGUGGUGCCGGUUUAUGGCCUUUACAAGGGCUACGGACUUCUCGGUAUGGCGAAGGGCAUGAUGGGCAACAGUCAAGGGGCACAGCAGCCAGAGGAGCAGGUGGCCGGACCAGGGAAUCGGAGACAGAGGAGGGCAGCUUAA
This is a messenger RNA of Venustampulla echinocandica, 492 nucleotides long. RefSeq lists its product as uncharacterized. Gene Ontology annotation, biological process: vacuolar protein processing. The transcript has a single exon. The coding region runs from base 1 to 492 and encodes 163 amino acids. The record is from RefSeq and is a predicted model, not a curated record. Lineage: Eukaryota; Fungi; Ascomycota; Leotiomycetes; Helotiales; Pleuroascaceae. Gene Ontology annotation, cellular component: intracellular membrane-bounded organelle.